Drosophila sulfurigaster albostrigata is the source of this 815-nucleotide messenger RNA. RefSeq names its product translation initiation factor eIF-2B subunit delta-like. The coding region runs from base 118 to 717 and encodes 199 amino acids. The transcript is spliced from 2 exons. The record is from RefSeq and is a predicted model, not a curated record. Lineage: Eukaryota; Metazoa; Arthropoda; Insecta; Diptera; Drosophilidae.
UUGACUCAGCUGCCCGCAGACACACCCGAAACGGAGUUGAAGGAACUGUUGGCGCACUUCAUCGACACCUAUGUGGAGAAUCAAAUUGGCAAGGCUGCACAAGCUAUUAGUAGCUCAAUGCAGGAGAAGAUCACCGAUGGCGAUGUGUUGCUCACAUUCGCCUGUUCCUCACUUAUACAAUACAUCCUCGAGGAGGCUAAGCGUCGCAAGGUUGCCUUUCGUGUCAUUGUCGUCGACUCGCGACCCUUUUGCGAGGGACAGGAGAUGCUGCGUCGUCUGCAUGCUCACGGCAUUCCCUGCACCUAUGUGCUGAUUAAUGCUGUGAGCUAUGUGAUGCCAGAGGCAACGAAGGUGCUGUUAGGCGCACAUGCCUUGCUGGCCAAUGGUUAUGUGAUGGCACGCGCUGGCACUGCACAGGUGGCUCUGAUGGCCAAUUGCCACAAUGUGCCCGUGCUUGUUUGCUGCGAGACGCACAAGUUUAGCGAACGCUUUCAAACCGAUGCUAUUGUAUACAACGAAUUAUGCGAUCCCAAUCAAUUGGUGAUGAAUGCCAAAUGCUGCUUGAACAAUUGGCACAAGAGUCGAAUGACACCGCUCAAUCUGAGCUAUGAUAUUACGCCACCCGAACUAGUUAGCGCCGUUGUCACCGAGGUAGCUAUUCUGCCCUGCACCAGUGUGCCCGUCAUUCUACGCAUCAAACCGGAAAUUGGAUAUUAGAAGAAGCUCCUAACUGAACAAUUUAACUGCGAAAACCCGUCAUAAGCCAGAACCAUAACUGAAAAGGAAUUUGUUGAAUAAAUACUUUUUUUAUUAUA